CAAAUCUUCUCCCCGCCGCCCCUCUCGCCGGUCGCCGCUAAUCCGCCCGCCGGGGGCCGCAGCGGAUUGUACCCUCCGAGCGAAGCUCUGGCGGCCGCAUCCAAAUUCCCCCUCCCGCAGAUAACUGAAGCAGUCAGUCGAGUCUCUCGAGCGCGCGCCACGUGCGAGGCUGCGACGUAUUGUAACUCAUUUUCCUCGUUUCGGCGGCAUCCGCACGCCGCCGGUGCGCACAGAGGCACACUCCGCCGAGGACCGGCACGAGGAGAGACAACCGGUGAGAGGAUGGGGUCCGCGUUGCUGGCGACGCUGCGGCUGAAGAGUGAGGUGGACACCGCCAUCCGCGACACCCUCGACAAGGUCCUCGUCCUCCGAUUUGGUCGCGCCAUCGACGCCGCUUGCCUCCACCUAGAUGACAUCCUGGCUAGAUCUUCUUGGGACAUAUCCAAGUUUGCUACGGUAGCAUUGGUUGACAUGGACUCUGAGGAGAUUCAAGUUUACAUUGACUACUUUGACAUUACUUUGGUUCCAGCAACCAUUUUCUUCUUCAAUGCCCAUCACAUGAAGAUGGAUUCAGGGACACCUGAUCACACAAAAUGGAUAGGUUCUUUUAGCAGCAAACAAGACUUCAUUGAUGUGGUUGAGGCAAUAUUUAGAGGUGCGAUGAAAGGCAAAUUGAUAGUGUCUUGCCCCCUUCCUCCUGAGAGGAUACCAAGAUUCCAGCUUCUUUUCAAGGAUGUCUGAGGAAACUACAGCUCAUCACGUGCACUCAUGCCUGAACGUUGUCUUCAACAUGGCAUGGAAUUAUGGAAAGAAAGACUGCCUGCACAAUCAGCAGUACUUUUGAGCGAACAGACUGUGUUUUUCCUUUCACAGCAAAGCAGCAUAGCAGUAGCAUCAGCUAAUUUUUAGCGAAAUGAACAGGGGAAGAUCCCUUGAUGCAGCACAUGUAAUCAAUCAGCUUUUCCAUUUUGUAACCUGUAGUUGUGUUAAAAAAAACAUCGGCCAACUAUAAAAUAGUGCCGGUUGGUGAAUAUAAGUCCCUGUCCACUGCAAAACGUCACAAAACGGAACGGGAUGAUAUAAUAAAUAAUAACGAAUUUAUUAGUACCAA
Messenger RNA from Sorghum bicolor (sorghum), 1111 nucleotides. Its product is annotated as thioredoxin-like protein 4B. NCBI's taxonomy places the organism in Eukaryota, Viridiplantae, Streptophyta, Magnoliopsida, Poales, Poaceae. Gene Ontology annotation, biological process: mRNA splicing, via spliceosome. The record is from RefSeq and is a predicted model, not a curated record. Gene Ontology annotation, cellular component: spliceosomal complex; U5 snRNP; U4/U6 x U5 tri-snRNP complex. The transcript is spliced from 5 exons. The coding region runs from base 283 to 741 and encodes 152 amino acids.